AUGCUUGUGGAACAGUGGAAGCGUACGCAGGGCCCCGUGCUGCUACACCAUGCCAUUGUGCACAAGUUUGUACAGAAUGCAGAUCUGCGAACGAAACUUCUGGAGACAGGCAAUGCUCUGCUGGCGCAUACCUACGAACGUGACAACAUCUUUGCAACUGGCUGCGACAAGGACAAAAUGAUGGAGUGGGCCAAGAACAACAACGGACAGAUCAUUAAGAUUCCGACCAAAAUCGACACGGGGACGCUAGUGUACAUCCCGCUUGUUGGCGAAGGCAAGAACAUUCUUGGUUGCAUCAACAUGAAGGUAAUUUGA
Molecule: messenger RNA, 315 nt
Organism: Gongylonema pulchrum
Lineage: Eukaryota; Metazoa; Nematoda; Chromadorea; Rhabditida; Gongylonematidae
Source: the annotation of a GenBank genome assembly